UGCAGGCGGGGGAAUAGCGAGCUGGUCCCGGCAGGUGGCGGUGUUGGUGUAGGACUGGCCUUACGGGAUCGGCGGGAUGAAGGCACCUGGCGAUGAUGGCCGUCAGAGGCCGGCGCUAUGAGGUUUCAGUGGAAGCGGGUGGUGCGCUCGCUGCUGUUUAUUUAUUGUCUUUUUUCUAUUUACGCAGCUUAUAUCGUCUUUUUUCAAGGGCGGCGGGGAUCCGGGGACCUCCGGGUGACCGCCCCCAGAGAGCGGAGUAAAGACAGUGUUCGUCCAUUGCAGAAUGUUGAAGAGCAAAAUGAUUUUCAACAGCCAGAACGAGACGAUGAGUGGAAUCCAUGGGAAGAGGAUGAAAAGAUAGAGAGUGCUUUACAGCAUAAAGCUCAGCUACAGGGAUUUCAGAAACAAAUUUUACAAAACCGAUCCAGACAGAAGAAGGUACAGAUCUGGGGCAAAGCUGCAAUUGGGCUUUAUCUCUGGCAGCAUAUUCUUGGUGGCCAGCUUACACCAAACGAUGUGACAGCUCACUGGAGAGAAGGGCAACUGAAGGCUGGAAAUUUACAUCUUAGUUUCUGCACUGGUCCUACAGCAGUUCCUGGAAACAUCCCACUAGAUACUGAGAAUGUGGUGCUUGUGCUAAAUGGCAGGGAAGAAGAAAAGAUCAAGUUUGCCACCCAGUGGCUGCACUAUGUGCAGACACUCCUCCAGACAAACAAACUUCAACAUGUAGCUGUAGUUCUCCUUGGCAAUGAGAAGUGUGAAAAUGACUGGAUUGAACCCUACCUCAAAAAACACGGAGGAUUUAUCGAUUUGAUUUUCCUUGUGUAUGACAGCCCUUGGGUAAAUGAGGAGGAUGUUUAUCAGUGGCCACUGGGCGUGGCAACCUACAGGAACUUCCCCAUUGUGGAUCUCAACAACCUAAUGUUGCAUUCGUCAAGGCCAUACUUGUGCAAUUUCCUCGGAACUGUCUACAAAGGCUCCUCCAGGGAAAUCUUGUUGAAUGUGUUGAAACGGGAAAGACUCAAUACAAUGUGUCUUAUCUCAGUUAGAGAACAGUGGUUACCUCAAGAAACAAGUGAAAGUUUAAAGAAGUAUCAAGAUGCUUUGCUGCAAAGUGACCUCACGCUGUGCCCUGUGGGAAUAAAUACUGAAUGCUACAGAAUUUAUGAAGCCUGCUCCUAUGGUUCUGUUCCGGUUGUCGAAGAUGUCAUGACCCCAGGACAAUGUGGCAACUCAUCAGUGUUCCAGAAUGCCCCGUUGCGUCUCCUGAAGUUAAUGGGAGCACCAUUCAUUUUUGUAAAAGACUGGAAAGAGUUGCCUGCUAUUUUAGAAAAAGAGAAAGCAAUGAGUUUGCAGGAAAAAAAUCAGAGACGGAGAAUUGUCAUCGAGUGGUUUAAGCAAUUCAGAAUGCAACUGAGACAAAAGUUUGUUGAUAUCCUUGAAAGACAUUUUUUUUAAACACUUGGAUCUCCUUCCCGGAUGAUUUCUAACAUCUGUUUACUAUUGUAAACUACGUUUACUUUCGCUAAGUAUGCCAAUACAUUUGGCAUAAAAGUAUUAUGUAAAGGAACUGUCUCUUCCAUUUUGAUGUAGGUUCUGUUCUCUGUGAGGAACAUUUGAUGUUAUUUUCCACUUGAAAAAGAUAAUUUGGAACAUCUGACUCCAAUUCUGAAAUCUAUAUCCAUAGGAAAGUUGGAUUUUGACUUUAAAAUAAUGCGCUUGAUGGUUUGAGCCCUGUGCUUUUCUGAAGAAUGAAUAAUUUGAUUAUUUCCAGUUUAAUCAGAGAAAUAAGUCCUGACCGUGGCAAGCCGAAAUUCUCAGUACUUUACAGCCCUGUCACUGCUUCGAUCUUGCCCACUAUCAUUUAGGCUAGGCUUUACCCCUCGAAACACAACUAGCAUUAUGAAUUUAAAUGAGGGGACAAUGCACCAUUUUAAAUUAUCAAAGAAGAAUUGGUAUCAGAAUGUAUUUUAAAGGCACUGCUUUGUAAGUGCUGAGUUCUUAUGUGAGAGAAAGCUGGCUGGAUUUCUUCAGGACAAUUCAUGCAUUAGAAUUUGCUUUAUAAUAAUUCUGUUUCUGCACCCUUACAAUGCCCAGGUCAAAAUGGGAGUCAUCCUGGGCAUUCUUAAGUGAUGGGAGGAGCAGCAUUUGGGUGAGAUAUUCACUAGGUCUUCUCGGGAAAUCAUUUUUGAGGAGUGUGUUCUUCUACAGUAAAAAAAAAAGUCUGAUUGUUACUGUUUUAUAGGAGCUUACGAAUUAGCUACUUAUAUUACAAUAGUUACUAUCUCAGUUAAUACAUCAUUGGCUGUGAAAUACUUUUUGAUGUCUUGAGGUUGUGAAGAGCGAUUCAGAAGUGGAGAGCCUGUCUGUCUUUCUUACCCAGCCCUCUGGGCCUAUAGUUCUGCUUUUAUUUGAGUAGUCGUGUAGCAGUUCUCCAUUGAGAUGGACCCCAAAGCACAGUCUACUCUUCUAGAUGGUCCAGCAUUUCCAAUGGCGGUCAAAGUGACUACAGCACAUAAUCGUUUGAUGUCAGCUUGCAACAGGGAACUGCUGGACCUCGUACUGGGGAGCAAGGUCGGUCAAGCAUUUGCAAGGGACUAUGAUCAUCAUAUCCUAGAAUUGAGUUGGCUGUAAUCAAGGAGUGGGAACAAUCUAGUUUAAAAGUAAAUAAUUUAUGAGGCCCCACUUCAGUAGAGUGAGAACAGAAAAGCUGUAGUUAAUUGGAAUCAAAGAUUGGAGGGUAAAACUGUAACAAAAAAAAUAGAGUGCUUUCAAAGUCGAGGUAUUUUGGGCACACGAGGUUAAAUUGCCGUGAUGACAAACUAAUCCUGAACUCCAUGGACAAUGAAAGUGACAUAGAAACAUAGAAAAUAGGUGUGGGAGUAGGUCAUUCAGUAUGAUCAUGAUGAUCAUCCAACUCAGUCCCCUGUUCCUCCUUUCUCCCCUUUCUUACCCUUUGAUUCCUUUAGCCCUAAAGACUUCAUAAAACACCUUGACAAAAUUCAAUGUUUUGGACUCAACCACUUUCUGUGGCAGAGAAUUACCCAGGCUCUCCAUUCUCUGGGUGAAGACAUUUCUGCCCAGCUCAGUCCUAAAUGAUCCUUAGAUAGUGAUCCCUGGUUAUCGGAUACAUCCUGCCUUUACCCUGUCUAGUCCUGUUAGAAUGUUAUAGGUUUUCUUCUAAACUCCAGUGAAUAAAGUCCUGUCUUCAUUCGUUGUCUUGCCAUCUCAGGAAUCAGUUUGAUAAACCCUCAUUGCACUCCUUCCAUAGCCAGAUUGUCCAUACUCAGAUAAAGAAACCAAAACUAUAUACAAUACUGCAGGUCACCAAGGCCCUGUACAAUUGCAGCAAGAUGUUCCUGCUCCUGUACUUAAAUCCUUUUGCUGUGAAGGUGAACAUACCAUUUGCUUUCUUCAUCACCUGCAGUACCUGCAUGCUUGUUUGCUGACAGCAUACUAUAAAGCAGGAAGGGUAUAAAUGGCAGAUAUAAGGUGGUAUGAGUGAGAACAAGGCUGACUAUAGAAAGUUCAAUGGGAAAUAUGAAAAAAUAAUUGAGAAGCAAAGUGUAAGAGAAGAGACUUGUAGCUAAUAUUAAACUGAAUACAAAACUCUUCUACAGGCAUAUAAAUAGCAACAGGGUAAUAAAAGGAGGGUGACUGAUUAGAAACUGUUAUGACCAACUUGGGGAAGUGUGCUGAGUUUUGAGCACCACUAAUCAAGGGGUUAUGUUUUAAUCAAAGUGUGCAAAGUCCCCAAUGUACCUGUCUAAUGGAAUCACAUUAACAGAAAAUACUGGCCAUGUUCCUGUACUGAACAAGAACUACUAUUUAUUACAGAAAGAAUUGUUCACCUAUGACUAGAAAUAAUCUCUGAACUAUCAGUAUACAAUUCUAUUGGUUGAAACCCUAAUCUUUUAAAACCCCAUUACGCGCGCACACAAACAAAAGCAAAAUGGUGUUUUGGGUGGAACACAAAAUACUGGGGAAAUGUAGUUCUCUGGCAGCAGUCCAUAGAAUUCAAUGAGAUGUUCCUUUUGCUGCCUAAGACCACCUGUUCUUCGAUCUCUUCCGAGUUGUUUAAAUUCACAGGGGACACAGCGUUUGGAUACACUAACUACAAAGUUCCUUAUUUACUGGUUAAAGGCAACAGCUUACAGCAACUGGUCAGAGAAAAUAACUGGCUUGCUUUUGGUACUUUUACUGCAGUCAAUUAUUGACGUAGAACCUGCUGUUCCAGUAAUUCGGAAGCUUCAUACCUUCUAUUGUGAAUGAUCAGGCUGUUCACCUGCCCAAGAGACAAUCAGAGGGUUGCCUUCAGGCUGAUGACUUCACAACUGGCUGUAUUUGCAUGAACCAUUCAGUAACGUGUUACAGGUCAAAUGUCACUCUGUACAGGCACCUCUAAGCUGUGCCGUUUUAUCCCAGCUUCCCCCACUGCUUGCAAAGCAGCAAUGUAAACAUGAAUCACAAUGAGUUCCAAUAACUUGUUUUUAAAUUUGUAGCAAUUUCUUCCACAGUCCUUGGUUUUAAGACAGUUCUUUUUCAAUUUUAAAUGGGAGUUAUAUUGUCACCUGGAGAGAAAAGUCGAGGUCUAAGAGGAAGAAGUUUAUGUGGGACCAUGUGGGUUGCGUUUGCAAAGAGCCAGCAAGGAUACGAAGGGCUGAAUGGCUUCCUUUUGUGCCUAAUGAUUCUGUAACGACAGUCACAUAAUUCAUUCUGAAGUCUACAAGCAGGAACAAGGAUUUGUUUCCAUUGUCUUCCCUGUGGGUGCCAGUACUCAGUGGGAAAGGACUCUUCUGCUGUAGCAGUCUCCCCACAAGCACAGCCUGUCAUCAAUUACAUGCUUUUGUGAGCAUUAAGGCACUUCAGUCAGCAGGCAGACUUUGUCAUUAGGGAAGGCUGCUGUUCCAUUAGUCUGCAGCUUGUGAGUGACACUGCCACUGAAUCAAAUUCCUGGCAAGUAUUGUGCGACAUUUAUACUGUACAAGUUCACUAACUUCACCACCUCUCAAUCUCUAUUUAAACCAGCACAGUACUUGGACGCUACCAUGGGACAAGGCUACCCUUUGUACACAGGGCAGUUAAGAUCUCUACAAUUGCUUGCAGAGUGGCGAUUAGCUCGUGGGAUAGCUAGAACCAGCAUGAUGCACAUAUUUGGGGUCCUUUGGUGCCUGGUCCUGGACAGAUCUUGGAGUUCAUUCCAGUUGAGCCCGUAGAGAGGUUUUGAUGUCAUGGAUGUAUGCUGCAUUCUGUGAGGAUAUUGAGCAAAAAUAAAAUAGCAAUACCUGCUAGUGAUUGAUAAA
Molecule: messenger RNA, 5303 nt
Organism: Rhincodon typus (whale shark)
Lineage: Eukaryota; Metazoa; Chordata; Chondrichthyes; Orectolobiformes; Rhincodontidae
Gene: rxylt1
Product: ribitol xylosyltransferase 1
Exons: 6
Coding region: 118-1458 (446 amino acids)
Biological process (GO): protein O-linked glycosylation via mannose
Cellular component (GO): Golgi apparatus
Molecular function (GO): ribitol beta-1,4-xylosyltransferase activity
Source: RefSeq, a predicted model, not a curated record